CUCAAAAGUAUAUGUACAUAUAUAUAUUCUCUAGCUCCAUCUUCCUCCUAUAUAAUAAACACACAUACAGAGAGAGAGAAUAAUAUAUAUAUAUAAUAAUGGAGAAAGUAGAGAGUAAUUCGGAUAGGAAAGAAGGAGAAGGUUUGGGUUUGGGUUUUGGUUUUUUUGUAAGGAUUAUAGCUUUUGCACUUACAAUAUCAGCAGCUGUUAUUAUUGGAGUUGAUAAACAGACCAAAAUGGUUUCCAUCACUGUUGUCGAUUCUCUUCCACCAAUCACCAUUCCUGCUACUGCCAAGUGGCAUUACUUAUCUGCCUUUACGUAUUUUGUGGUAGCAAAUGCCAUAGCAAGUUCCUACGCGUUAAUUUCUCUAAUAUUUUCAUUCGCGAAUCACGCAAAAGAUAAGAGCGGUAACUUAGGUUUUGUUAUCGCCAUUUUUGAUAUGAUGAUGGUAGGAUUGCUCUUCUCUAGUAAUGGAGCCGCAGCAGCCGUUGGUUUGAUUGGAUUGCAAGGCAAUUCACAUGUGCAAUGGAAGAAGGUUUGCAAUGUUUUCGACAAAUUUUGCCACCAAGGAGCCGCUGCAGUCGUCUUAUCCUUCCUCGGCGCAAGCGCCUUUCUCUUGCUAGCAAUGCUCACCAUCAAACGCCUCCAUCGCAAGUGAUCCAAGCUAACAAGACUAAUAGUAAUAUAUUUAUAAAAUAAUAAAAUUAUGUAUGUUAUAUUAUUAAAUAUUAAUUAUGUGCUGAGUGAAUUGAAUUGAUGUUAUAAUUAAACUUUCUAAAAAAAAUAGUAGAAUAGUUUCUC
Molecule: messenger RNA, 802 nt
Organism: Cannabis sativa
Lineage: Eukaryota; Viridiplantae; Streptophyta; Magnoliopsida; Rosales; Cannabaceae
Product: CASP-like protein 1E1
Exons: 2
Coding region: 99-659 (186 amino acids)
Source: RefSeq, a predicted model, not a curated record